ACAAAUAUUUAAUGGCUGUUUCUGUUUUGAACCCGUGUUAUGAACCAAAAACCUAAAAAGUUUGGAUAAUUACCAUUGUUAUUGUGUUUAACAUUAAUUGAUUUGUAAUUUAAAAAAAAGAUUUGUAAUAUCUCGCAUAGACAACAAUCAUGGAAAGCGACGAACUUGGAAAUGAAAUAGUAAGAUUAGAUAAUGGUUUUAUGGUAGAUGAAGAAGAAACUUUUGUUGUAAAUUCUGAUGAUGUUUUGGAGCAAGAAGAAAAUAAUUCAGAUUCAAAUUGUGGAGGAAAGAAUGUACCAUUGCGAGAACAGGACAGAUUUUUGCCAAUAGCAAACAUUGCCAAAAUUAUGAAAAGAGCAAUACCCGAGAAUGGAAAGAUUGCCAAAGAUGCGAGAGAAUGUGUACAAGAGUGUAUAUCAGAGUUCAUAUCAUUUAUAACUAGUGAGGCGAGUGACCGUUGUCAAAUGGAGAAACGAAAAACUAUCAAUGGGGAAGAUGUUCUGUUUGCUAUGAAUCAAUUAGGUUUCGAUAAUUAUGUGGAUCCGUUGAAGAUUUAUCUAAAGAAAUAUAGAGAGAUUGUUCUAUCACCGAAGCAUCUACAAGUUUUCCUGAAAAUGAACAUGAAAAUGAAACAAAGACCGAAACAGUUCUGUAUUCCUAUCAGAAGGGUCUUGGAGAUUUUAAUAUCAAUUAGUGGAUAUUGAUAAGAAUAAUGCACAGUGAAAUUCCAAAUGUGGCACUUGUAUUGAUACAAUAUUGCUAUCUCUGUCUUUAUUUUUAAAAUAAUGACAGGGAUGUCAAUAUGAUUCUACGCAGCGCUUCAACAGUCGAAACACAGCGCUUCGGCAGUCAAAAAAAAGCGUUUCGACAGUCAAAGGCAGUCGAAACACAGUGCUUCGACUGUCAAAGGCAGUCGAAACAAAGCGCUUCGACAGUCAAAGGCAGUCGAAACACAGUGCUUCGACAGUCAAAGGCAGUCGAAACUAAGCGCUUCGACAGUCAAAGGCAGUCGAAACGCAGCGCUUCGACAGUCAAAGGCAGUCGAAACACAGCGCUUCGACAGUCAAAGGCAGUCGAAACACAGUGCUUUGACACUCAAAACAUGGAAAACAGUUAAAGUCGUCAGUGUCAAAGUGUUUUUAUGUUACAAUUAUCAUGUUUUUGAUAAAUUGUCAACUUUUUUUUUGGAAUUAACUUUAGUGAAGUUUUAUAUGUUGUCUAAAACUAAGAGUGUCAUAGUAAUAAAUAA
Messenger RNA from Papilio machaon (common yellow swallowtail), 1249 nucleotides. It is a transcript of the gene Nf-YB, whose product is annotated as nuclear transcription factor Y subunit B-1. Gene Ontology annotation, molecular function: DNA-binding transcription activator activity, RNA polymerase II-specific; protein heterodimerization activity; RNA polymerase II cis-regulatory region sequence-specific DNA binding. The transcript is spliced from 5 exons. Bases 150 to 704 code for a protein of 184 amino acids. Gene Ontology annotation, biological process: regulation of transcription by RNA polymerase II. Gene Ontology annotation, cellular component: CCAAT-binding factor complex. The record is from RefSeq and is a predicted model, not a curated record. Lineage: Eukaryota; Metazoa; Arthropoda; Insecta; Lepidoptera; Papilionidae.